GAUGCAUUUUUGGACUUGUCGGACUCAGAGGGCGUUAAGGUUGCCAUUGUCAAAGUCGGCCUAAUAUUAACGCCUCCCAUAGAUUUGCUGAAGAAGGUCGAUAUAGCGGUCGCGAGCAUGGGCGGUAGCAGGUUCGCUGCCAGUUCUGGACAUGUCGACUUUGGUGCCUCUACGGCGCAGGCGGGAUAUAGUGAUCCACAAGCGAUCGGCCGUUGCAUUUCCCCUCUCGGUCAAGCGCUUCAAGCUGCUGCUAACAUGGCGCUUACUGUUUCGGAGGCUCAUCCGAUCUUGAAAGUUGCAUGCAACGUCCUCUUGUCUGCCUAUGAGACCAUGAGAGCUCAGCAAGUCCAGGACGACGCCGUUCGAGGCUUAGCAGAGUCGUUGCGCGAAAUGGUCGGCGUUGUCAGUCAAACGCUUCACUCACUAGUGGUCAUUAGCACCGAAAAUGUCAUCGAUGCCAUUAGACAAGCAUUCUUACAAGUCGCCUCAGUCAUCGACGAAUAUGCAAGGUUGCCAUUCAUCGGUAAAUCACAUAGGGAGUUAAUGGUUAUAAUCCUCACACGUCCAUAA
Molecule: messenger RNA, 570 nt
Organism: Heterobasidion irregulare TC 32-1
Lineage: Eukaryota; Fungi; Basidiomycota; Agaricomycetes; Russulales; Bondarzewiaceae
Exons: 3
Source: RefSeq, a predicted model, not a curated record